GGUCAGACACAUGAGGAGAGGGUAUACUUUAUUUGACAUUUAUCAAUUUAUUCAAUUUUUCAACAAAAACAAUCUAAUUAUUUGUUCAAAUUGCAUCUAAAAGUUCAAUAAAUGGGCUGUUUAACUGGAUAAAUGCACAACAUGCGAAACAGAUGUUAAACAAACUACAUUAUAGUGCUGCCCAAAGUGUGGCCCGUGGGCCAAAGUUGUUCCUCCAUAAAGUUUGGCCCUCCAGAUGUUUAUAGCGAAGAAAUAAUAGAAAGAUAAUUAAAAAAUAAUAAUUAUAAUAUAAAAGACUGUUUUCAGAAUCAGAAAUACUUGAUUGAUUCUAUUAUAUUUAUUUUUAUGGCUUUAUAUAAUUUAUUAUCCUCAUUAAUAUGCAGUUUAACUCAACUGUUGACUCGUUAAUGGCCACAUGAGGGCCUCUGUGUCCCCUCUGCCAAACCUCUCUCCUCAUUUCAAGCCUGUGCCAAAAUCCCUCCCUCCUUCCUCCCUCCCUCCCUCCCUCUCUCCUCCUCCUCCUCCUCCUCCUCCUCUCUGCCUGCCAGUAGCCCCUCUCAGGCCGCGCAGGGGAGCAUUCACACCCCGCUGUCGGCGCUUGGCGGAUGGGGCUCUCAGCUUGAGGCGGAGGGAGGGAGGAGGAGAGAAGAUGAACGGUAACCCGUGCGCCCGCAGGCUGGCCCGGCGCUCCAAGUCCGCCCUGCUGGUCGCCGCUCUGGCCGUCCUGCUGGUCCAGACUCUCAUCGUGUGGAACUUUAGCAGCCUGGACUCCGCUGGCGGGGACGGAGGCGCCAGGAGCCGGGAGAAGAGAGAGGAGCGAGCCGGGGCGCUCAACAAAGCCGACAGGGAGCUCCCGCGGAGGGGGCUGCGGAGGAAGGGCGACCCGCCGCCGCCGCUCGGAAAGGCGGCCGUUCGGCACAAGCUGCAGGCGGACGUCUACCAUUCCCACCGGCCUAAAGAGAAACUGGACAGCAACAAUAAUGAGAACUCUGUCCCUAAAGACUUUGAGACCAUCGACAGCAACAGCAACCUGGGCGCUCGCUCUCAACGCCAACGGGUGCCGGUCGCAAACGCCAAACGCAAGCUGGAUAAGGUCCAAGCACAGCUGGGAAAAUCUGCCAACGAGGUUCUCAAGCACCCUCCCGUCCAACCCCGAGGGAUGGGCCACGGUCACAACCACACCCACAUCCGUAAACCCCACCCGCAGGUGCCAACUGUCUCAGCACCGGUCCAGGGGUCCAAACAGGAUCUGUCGAUCUACCAGGUGAAGAAGUCGUCCACUCAGCUGCCGCCCGGUCUGGAGCCGAGGAAGGAGCAGCCGCAGUGCGAGAUCAGCGGGAAGGAAGCCAUUUCUGCUCUGUCCAGGGCCAAGAGCCGCGAGUGCCGGCAGCAGAUAGUGGAGGUCUACUGCAAGCACAAAGACAGGACGCUGAUGCCGGAGAAAGUGCCUCGGUACUGCCCAAUAGAAGGUAAGGCCAAUGUGAACGUGCAGUGGGACGAGGACCCCUCCGACGCUGCCCGGCUCGUGCCCGUACGGAUCGCCUUCGUCCUGGUCGUCCACGGACGAGCCUCGCGCCAGUUCCAGCGUCUCUUCAAAGCCAUCUACCACACCUCGCACUACUACUACAUCCACGUAGACCAGAGGUCCAACUACCUCCACAGAGAGGUCUUGUCUCUGGCCGCCCUGUAUCCCAACAUCAGGGUGACUCCCUGGAGGAUGUCCACCAUCUGGGGCGGGGCCAGCCUGCUGACUAUGUACCUACGCAGCAUGGAGGACCUUCUCAAAAUGGCUGACUGGUCUUGGGACUUCUUCAUCAACCUCAGCGCUGCAGACUACCCCAUCAGGACCAACGAGCAGCUGGUGGCUUUCUUGUCCAAGUACCGCAACAUGAACUUCAUCAAAUCUCACGGCAGAGACAACGCACGUUUCAUCCGUAAGCAGGGUCUGGACCGUCUCUUCUACGAGUGCGACACCCACAUGUGGCGUCUCGGGGACCGCAAGAUCCCGGAGGGCGUUGCGGUGGACGGAGGCUCCGAUUGGUUCCUGGUCAACCGGCCCUUCGUGGACUAUGUGGUCAACUCCCGAGACGAGCUGGUCAGCAGCAUGAAGCGCUUCUACGCCUACACACUGCUGCCUGCUGAGUCGUUUUUCCACACCGUGCUGGAGAACAGCGCCCACUGUGAGACCAUGGUGGACAACAACCUGAGGCUCACCAACUGGAACCGCAAACUGGGAUGCAAAUGCCAGUACAAGCACAUCGUGGACUGGUGCGGCUGCUCGCCCAACGACUUCAAGCCCUCGGACCUGCCGCGCUUCCAGCAAGCGUCCAGGCCCACCUUCUUUGCCAGGAAGUUUGAGGCCAGUGUCAGUCAGGAGAUAAUCAAUCAGCUGGACUCUUACCUGUUCGGGACGUACCCGUCGGGCACCCCGAGCCUCCAGGCCUACUGGGAGAACAUCUAUGAGCAGGAGACUGACGGCCCCGCCAGCCUGUCGGACUCGGCGCUCAGCCACUACCACGCCUUCGCUCGUAUGGGACUGUCCCGCGCCGCCAGCUCGCUGCAGGGUCAUCCCAAUGACAACAGCUGCAGGUACGUGGCCAUGAGCCACCCGGUGUCGGUCCACAUCUACUUCCUGUCAGACCAGUUCCAGGGCUACCUGGUGCGCCAUAUGGCCACCAACCGAGCCUCCACCCAGCUGGAGACCCUGGAGACCUGGGUGACUUCCAGAGACCACUUCACCAUGGCCAGCCCCCCCCACCCCACCAACAGACUGCAGCACGUCCAGGUCGGGACGGACUGGGAUCCUAAGGAGCGUCUCUUCAGGAACUGGGGGGCUCUCGUGGGGCCCGAGGACGAACCGGUGGCCGUGCAGCGCUGGAGCCGAGGCCAGAGCAACCUGACGGCCACUGUGGUGUGGAUCGACCCCACCAACGUCAUCGCUGCCACUUACGACAUCCUGGUGGACGCCUCCGCCGAGGUCACCCACUACCGGCCGCCGCUCACCCUGCCGCUGAGGCCCGGCACCUGGACGCUGAGGGUGCUGCACCACUGGAGUCCGCUGGGCCAGACCACCUUCAUCGUGGCUCCGCUGGACUUCCACCGACAGCAGCCCUUACAGCAAGAGGAUGCCCUGCGGUUGCACGGCGGCCCAGCCAGAAACUCCUACAUGGAGCAGAGUUUCCACGGCCUGAACCCGGUGCUGCGGCUGCCGGUGAGCCUGGGUGCCGUGGAGGAGGCCGAAGCCAACGCCGGCCUGACGGGGGCGCCGCUGCGUCGCUGGCUGGACCGGCUGCUGGAGGGCCACUGGUCAGCCGCCGACGUCUGCUCGAUGGGACCCAGCGCCUGUCCCGUCAUGCAGCGCUGCCGUCUCACCGGCUGGAGCGCCGCCAGCCCCGACCCCAAGUCUGAACUGAGCCCGCCCAGAGAGGACGGACGCAUCAGGUAGCAGACGGACGGACUGAGGGAGGACGAGAGGAGUAAAUGAAGGAAGACACGGUGGGCUGAUGUCCCGUUGGCGUCUGAUAUUUAUUUGAAUUAGUGUGAGUGAAAGAGAACGAGUGGAUCAAACAAUGGAGGCGGCGACAGGAAGAAGAGAAACAGACUCAAACGCUGAGGAAGAAUAUUCUCCUUCAGUCCUCAUUCAGUCUGCUCCUCUCACUGUUAACUGGGACUACAGAGUGUGUGUGUGUGUGUGUGUGUGUGUGUGUGUGUGUGUGUGUGUGUGUGUGUGUGUGUGUGUGUGUGUGUGUGUGUGUGUGUGUGUGUGUGUGAAGAACUCUAUACCUCCUGUUGUGAGUCUUUCCUUAGGUUAAUGCAAAUGUGCUUUACAUGUUCAGAGGCUGAGAACGGACGUGGUUGCUCAUUCUUUGGCCCGUUGUUGCUUCUUUAUAAUAUAUUUUUAAUCCACGAUUACAAUUUAAUCCCACUGAUCCUGAAAUCUUUGAAUGCAACUUCCUAGUCAAAGUCCAGUCAGGAUUUAGGAGGAAUAUUAGGUUGCCUGGGAAAAUGAGAUUGAGGUCUUUCUAACAUUUAAACGACAUAAAACGUGAAUACAGAAGCACAAUAAAAUGUUUUAAAUCCAGAUUUUAAUCUUGGAACAACAGAAACACUAUCGAGUUAACAAAUCCUUCAUCUGUGAUCCAGAGAUAAUGAGCCUAAGGAAAGUCAUCGGCAACCACAGACGUUCUCAUACAGAGCCGGGUGGGUGUGGGGGGGGAGCUGAUCAAUUAUUCCCUCAAAUUACUACAAAAUAUAUUUAUUAAUUUCUUUAGUUUGUUUUAUUUGUAUCCUCAAAUUUAAGUUUUUAAUCUACCAGGUGGAAUAAGUGCUCAGAUCCUUGACUUCAGCAGUAACAGAACAAUAAAUGUUCUGUUAAAGUACAGAAGAGUAAAGAACUGAUCUGAUAUUAUAUAUAUUAUAAUAUCAGGUUGUUAUUGAUGGAAAUAUAUAGUUGGUUGUGCUCAUUUUAGCUACUUUAUAGGGUUUUUAAAUCUAUAAAAAUGCAUAUUUAUAAAGUGCUGCUGUAUUUUUAUGUACCUGCAAAGUAACUGUAGUUGUCAGACGUCGUGGAGUAAAAAGUGCAAUAUUUGUACCUUUAGAGUUGUAGAAAGUUCAGAGUUAAUUGAGUUACAGUGGGUUUGUAGUGCAGUUUGAAUCUCU
Molecule: messenger RNA, 4659 nt
Organism: Dicentrarchus labrax (European seabass)
Lineage: Eukaryota; Metazoa; Chordata; Actinopteri; Moronidae
Product: xylosyltransferase 1-like
Exons: 11
Coding region: 416-3445 (1009 amino acids)
Biological process (GO): chondroitin sulfate proteoglycan biosynthetic process; heparan sulfate proteoglycan biosynthetic process
Cellular component (GO): membrane
Molecular function (GO): protein xylosyltransferase activity
Source: RefSeq, a predicted model, not a curated record